Paramormyrops kingsleyae is the source of this 703-nucleotide messenger RNA. NCBI's taxonomy places the organism in Eukaryota, Metazoa, Chordata, Actinopteri, Osteoglossiformes, Mormyridae. The record is from RefSeq and is a predicted model, not a curated record.
AUGAGACGAAAGACUUUUUUUUUUUUUUUAAGAGUUACUUGUCAUGUGACUGGAUUCUACCCCUGGGAGGUGCAAGUGGAGUGGCAGAAAGAUGGCUGGCUGCCCCUAGUAGAGGGAGUGACCAGUGGUGAGGUUUUGCCCAAUGGAGAUGGCACUUUGCAGCUGAAGAAGACACUCACAAUAUCGGGAGGAAACCAGAGAUGUGUGACCAUUCAGAGCUACACGUGCUUGGUACAGCACAGCAGUCUGUCCCAAAACAUCACCAGGACAUGGGCUCCCAACAGAGAUUGUACUACUGCCAUGACUGUUGGAGGACUGUCACUGGCCAUUCUUGGUGUAGUCGUCAUCGUUGGGAAGUACAGAUUAAAGUUACAGCAGCGUGGUUCCCCCUCUGGCCCCCCAGGCACUGGCCAUUUCGUCCUUGUGACUCAGAGACGGGGAUCACAGUGAGCUCUGGGCACAUUUAAGCUAAAUGUUGACCUUUAGAUCUCGCACAGCUGGGCUUGCCAGAAAUAAGGAAAUUUAACGUGUCAUAACUUUUUAGUUGUGAUAUUAAUUUCUUAUCAUUAACUUUUUGUUACUCAGGUUAACAUUGUAUCUGUGCGGGAUUGUAUACUUUAUGUGGUAUUUUAUAGUCUAUAUUUAUCUCACAACAAUUCAGGGCUAGGGUAGAAAACUUCAAAUAAAAUUUGCAGAGUCAGUA